This is a messenger RNA of Pygoscelis adeliae (Adelie penguin), 1458 nucleotides long. It is a transcript of the gene SACK1F, whose product is annotated as family with sequence similarity 83, member F. Lineage: Eukaryota; Metazoa; Chordata; Aves; Sphenisciformes; Spheniscidae. The record is from RefSeq and is a predicted model, not a curated record. Bases 1 to 1458 code for a protein of 485 amino acids. The transcript is spliced from 7 exons.
AUGGCCGUGUCCCAGAGCUCCUGCAGCUUCCAGCUAGUGGUGACGGAGGCCCAGGCCCGCUUCUACUACAGCGAGGAGCAGCGCCGGGCCCUGGAGGCGCUGGUGACCCGGGGCGAAGCGGCCUACCGGGAGGCGCUGAGGAAGGAGCAGCUCCGUGACUUUCUCUCCAGCCGGGAGCUGCAGGCCCUGCGGGGCGGAUGGCGGGGAUACGACGACCCCCGGGAGGGCGGCAAGGUGGCACGGGGGCCGGGGGCUGAUGCCCAGGAUGGGGUUAAACCCCUGCACCCCCCCAAAUUGGAGUUUUAUACCCGUGUUUUGCUUUUCGUGAUUCACUGGCUGAGGGGGAGACAGGUUGUGAUGCUGUGCCAGCCACCCCUCCUGUACGUGCAGAUUAUUGCAGUGGUCAUGGAUGUAUUUACAGACCGGGACAUCUUUCGCGAUAUUGUUGAUGCAGCAUAUAAGCGCUGGAUCCCAGUCUAUAUAAUCCUGGAUGAGGAGGGUGUGAAGCUCUUCCUGGAAAUGUGCAGAUGCCUUGACCUCAGCGACUUGCAGAUCCGGAAUAUCCGCAUACGUUCUGUGACAGGAGUUGGGUUCUACAUGCCAGCAGGGAAGAUCAGAGGCACAUUGGCAUCCCGAUUCCUUAUGGUGGAUGGUGAAAAGGUGGCCACUGGAUCAUACAGCUUCACAUGGAGUUCAUCCCACAUUGACAGAAACAUCCUGCUAGUCUUGACAGGACAGCACGUGGAGAUGUUUGACGUUGAGUUUCGUGAGCUCUAUGCCAUCUCAGAGGAAGUUAAUUUCUACAAGGAACUGGGUAUUGCUAACCCAUUCCUUCUCGGAAUUGGGAAGCCAGGCCUUCAUUCCUCCACCGUGGCUCGGAAGUUCAUUAACCCCAAGUAUGGUUUAGUGGCAGGGGCAACCCGUGGUGAUAUGAUGCUCUGGGCUUCACGACACAGGCAGGAUAAUCAGGGGAACAUGGAAAAGGAGGAAACAAGUGAGUCAAAGAAACGGUUAAAUCAGUUUCUGAAUGACUUAAUCACAUUGGAGCAAGAGUUCCCAGAAAUUGAUCCACCUCUGGAGAACUUGAACAAGCUGAAUCGGAGCCCUCAGAAACUGUUCUCCCGGCUCCACAUGGACCUGAAAAAUAAAUCCAAAUCCAGAGAGUCUAUUCGAGAUGUGAAGAAAGACGACGCACAGGCCAAUUCAAAGCAAGGAAAACGGUUUGCCAGUGGGCUUUUCAGUCGCAAGGCCAAACGGUCUCCAGGCUCAAGCAUUGAGGCCAAUUCUUUUGCCAGUGAAGGACAUUCAGGAGAAGACCUUGGGAACAUGAAACUGGAAUAUGAGCGGCUCAGCAUUGGCCAUGCCAGUGUUCGGAGCACUGGAGGCAUCUCAGGUAACCUGGGUCCAAACUCCACUACGAGCGAUAAAACCAAACAAUCUACCUGUGUGUUAUCUUGA